GUGCUAUUCUGCAGGCAUGUGGCAGAGAGAUGGGGGUGCCUGAUGGCAUGUGGUAUCCUGGCAUGCCAUGCAGCAUGGACUCGUGGAUCACAUGCGACCCUUUUGGCUCUGUCAACGCUAUUCUCCCCCAUGAUCAGGGCUUGAAUGGAUCCUUCUGCUCCAAUAUAAGCCUCCUCACUUCUCUGACAAAGAUUGACCUUGCCAACAACUCGCUAUCAGGCUCUCUUCCAACGAGCCUUGGCAACCUUACUAGACUGGACACCAUAGUCCUUGGGUACAAUAACCUCUCCGGCGUCAUUCCUCCCACACUUGGGAACCUCAUGAAGCUCACUACACU
Molecule: messenger RNA, 337 nt
Organism: Closterium sp. Yama58-4
Lineage: Eukaryota; Viridiplantae; Streptophyta; Zygnematophyceae; Desmidiales; Closteriaceae
Source: the annotation of a GenBank genome assembly